Molecule: messenger RNA, 3106 nt
Organism: Hemicordylus capensis (graceful crag lizard)
Lineage: Eukaryota; Metazoa; Chordata; Lepidosauria; Squamata; Cordylidae
Gene: LRRC10
Product: leucine rich repeat containing 10
Exons: 1
Coding region: 92-928 (278 amino acids)
Molecular function (GO): protein binding
Source: RefSeq, a predicted model, not a curated record
GCACAGAGAGCAAAAACCAGGCAGUUUCCCCAAGCUACAAGGUUUAUCCCUCUGGUAGCAACAGCCAAGGUAACUUUGCAAAGUUCUCAGGAUGGGCAACACGUUCAGAGCCAUUCUUGCCUUUAUUCCUUCUGAGGCGUGCCAGAAAUACCUCGUGGGGAACCUUGAAGAGAUGCCAAUUGAUAAAAUGUUGGACCUGAGUGGCAGGCAGCUGAGGCGCUUUCCUUCAUGCAUUUGUUCUUUCCGGGAGCUGGUCAAGCUGUACUUGAGUGACAACAACCUGAAUCAUCUGCCCCCAGAGCUAGAACAGCUACAGAACCUUCAGAUCCUGGCACUGGAUUUCAACAACUUUCAAAAGCUGCCUUUGGUGGUGUGCACCUUGAAGCAGUUGUGUAUUCUUUACCUGGGCAAUAACAAACUGGGAGACCUGCCUGCAGAGCUAUGCCAGCUGCAGAACCUCAAGACAUUAUGGAUCGAAUCCAACUGGCUGUACCACCUGCCCAAUGUGGUGUGUGAGCUGAGGCAUCUGAAGACACUGCAUGCCGGCUCCAAUGCACUGCAUUCCCUGCCUGGACAGCUUCGAUAUCUGCAGGAGCUGCGCACCAUUUGGCUAUCAAACAACCUGUUGGUUGACUUCCCACCUGUGCUGCUCCACAUGCCUCUCCUGGAAGUUAUCGACGUGGAUCGCAACACCAUCCAUUACUUCCCCAGCCUCAUGCACCUUAGUGGUCUGAAGCUGGUGAUCUAUGACCACAAUCCCUGCAGAAAUGCGCCCAAGGUAGCAAAGGGGGUGCAUAGAGUAGGGAGGUGGUCUGAAGAGAGUCCUGAGCCGAGGAAGCGAUCUGGGAUGGAUAGAGACAAAGCAAUAGAGGACAUCAACUCCCUCCUCCCUCCUCCUCCCCCCUGCAAGCUGUCUCAGUCCAAUUAAAGAGCAACACUUUCCUCAGAUUCCCAGGAUCACAGAGCCAGCAGUUUGCUACAGACUCUGUCAGGUUGGACUCCUUCAGUCAAAAAAUGCCUUUGAUAUGCUUCAUUUGGGCUCACAAUUGUUCCAGGCCAUACUCUUGCACAAAGUUGUGCACAUGUGAAUUCACUUGAUUCCUAUGGUAUGUCGACAUGCAUAACUAUGUGAAGAAUUGCUGCAAGUGUCCAGAUAAGAUAAACUUUAAAUUGUGGCAGCAAUCAGCAGAUCUAAUGUUUUAAGCAUCUGCAAAUGCUUCUCUUCAAAGAAUCCAGAUGGAGGAGCAAAAGCACAUAAACUUCCUAAAUACAUCAAAUGUGGGGGCGAUAGGAGAUGUCCAUUUAAACCCAAGAGAUAAAGAAUGAGCUGGUUUAAACUCUGUGUGUGUGGGGGGGUGUGUGUGUGAACUCAGUGCCCUAUUGUCUUUUCUGUAAAAUGACAACUGAAGCAAAAACCUGUGACAGAAGAAAGGUCUAGAAGUGUUUUGAGGAUAUUUUUAAAAGCACUUGCCACCCUAAUACAACCAAGUAAGGUACACUCAAUACUGUUCUUAGUAAAUGUAAAAUGUUUUGUGUUUGAGUUUAAUGGCCUGCCAUUAGGAUCAAGUCAUGUUAUUACCAGAGCAUCCUAAAGCCUACUUAGGGAACUCCUGCAUACUGAGUUAAUGCUCUUUCCAAAAAAAUGUAGCACUGUGCAUGGCUACAUGGGCUAAGAUGACUGGCAGAAUUUGCAGCACCCUCACCAAAACUAGUUUCGAGAGUUAUUUGGGGAAGUCGUGUCCAAACUAGUAUAAAAUCAGAAUCUAUAGACAUGCUGUUGACAUAGGCUUGUUGCUAUUUAAUGUCUUGACCUAUUGUACAUAUAACUGCAGCUGGAAAGAAUGCCCAUACAUCUUCAGUAAUUUUUAUGUUUAAACAAAUGAAUUAAAGUUGUUAGUUUUGACAUAAGUAGGCUUAUUGGAAGUACGUUCCACACACAUGCUUCCACAUAAGUAUCUUUACAAUGUGUUGAAAAUAUUUUCAUACCGAUACCUACAGAAGUAAACUUUAUACACCAGGAUAAAUUUGUACGUUUCAAGAAGUCCCAGUCUUUGGCAUAGCAUCUUUUGAGAGGAAUUCAUUGAACCUUUGGACUUCAUGUGUCUAAUUCACUACCAAAGCUGUGCUUCAGCAGCACCAAUGCUGAAUAAUCUGCACCUUCAUGCAGGUACCACAUAGAAGCAGUUACUUGCAGUGGGGCAUAUCCAUACAGUAUUGUGCAUGCCUGGUGCAGGCGGGCUCCUUUACAGGAAACCAAACCCCAAACUGCCUCGGUAAUGGCUGGGACAGCUUGCAACGGGAGGUGUUGUGCAGUGAUCACAGGUCCCUCCAAGUGUUUCCCCCUAUAGAGCUCUAUGGGGAAAGCUCCUGGAAUACCCCAUGCCACUGCACCCCAUUAUUGAGCCAGUAUAGGGAUCAACGUCUUAUAAAGGAUGCCCCCUCCACAAGCACAGUGCUGCACUGAGAUAGUCGCAGUGUGAGGAGCUGUUUCCAUGCAGUACCUGUGCAAAGGUGCAGGUCUGGUGCUUCCCAAGUACAGGCUGCCUGCCUAUCCUCAUACAUUAAAACAGAAUGUUUGAGUAACUAUGUUUUAUAUGUAAAAAUUAAUCCUGUUGGUCUCUGGAAAAUACACAAGUUAUAACUCUGCUCCAUCUACAGCCCUGUUUUUCUUGGUGAAUUCUUCUCACGUGAACCUGACUUACAGUCAGAAUUAGUACAGUCAAGUCAAAGUUAUACCACCACAUCGGGGGGUGGGGUGAGAGGGAUUUGUAGAUCUUCAUAAACAACUGCCUCUCCCCCUAUGAGCCUACUAGCUAACUCCGUCAUCAAGCAUUGCUAGCUGUUCUUAAUUAUGGAUCCAACAUUCUUCUUGAAAAGUUUAGGAAAGUUACCUUCUCGCUAUAUUUUCAGAGAUGCUAAAAUAUUGUGAAACACUUUGAACUAUUUGAAAAAGUAAUGUUUUAAGUACAUCGUUUCUAUCCAACCUCAGAGAUCCCGAGUAAGAAGACUGUUACUGAGCAUUCUCUCACACUGAUUUUCUUUCUUUUGCUUAUGAUCGGUGACUCGAAGAUUAAAAAUGCUAUAUCCUAGCACACUGAAGGGUUAA